AUGCAGCAAUCACUUGACGAUGCUGAUAAACUAGCAAUAAGGGGUAAACGCAGUAACCCAAACAAAGCUACUCAGGGAGGUCCAUCCUCUAAGGCUGCUGCUUCGAAGAAGAGGAAGUCUGAGAAGGCUGCAACACCUAUUAAGAAAAGUGCAAUGUUAAGAAGGCAACAAGGAAACCAGUCACUCCAUCAACCAGCAAUUCUAAUUACAACCCUUCAGAUCAACCCCGUGAUGACUCCAAUGAUGAUGGGACUGAAUAAGUUCCUUCUGUUGUUGAGGGAGGUCAUUCGCCUCCUCUUUCUCCUACUUAUGAGGUACCAUUCAAUGCUUCGAUUCCAUCUCCUCAAACUUUGGUUCCAGUUACUAUUGCCCCAUGUCGAGCGCCUGUAUCUACUGCUUCACCAUCCCUAUCGCAUCCAGAGCGAUGACAAUGACGACGCUCCUGUGACAAAGCGACAUCUGAAAGAUUUGAAUGAUAAGCUUGAUACCCUUAUUGACUCAUCCUCUACUUUUUCAUCGGCUUAUUCUGAGGCUACUGUUAAAUCCAUUCUAGAAACGGUGCUCCAACGACAUGAAUCUUCGAUUCAGAAUGCGAAAGAUGAUGUUGAUGCUUCGACUAUGUCGAGCAAGAAGGUUGUUGACGCAGUUAAAUCUUUGGUUCAUGAUGCGAGGAUUUUUCUAGAAUCUCUUCAAGGGGCAUCCGAAACUAACUCCAAUAAGGUAAAUGCUACAAUUGAGUCUCUUUCAAAGACUUUUCAGGAUGAACAAGCGAAGUUCGACCAAGUUCGUUCUGGUUUACAAGCCGAUCAAACAUCCUUUCAGUCAUCGGUUGCUUCUCGUCUUGAAAAACUCCAAGAAGAAUUGUCAUUUGAAAAUAGAGUGAUGGAUGAGCUCGACCGUCAGACUACGAUGAUCAAGACUCAGAUUGUUCAUUUGAAUCAAGCACGAAGGGAUAUUGAUGAGCUUAAUCGUAACGCUACUUUGGAGGGUUGUUUCCAUGAACACGAAUCGGUUAUUGACGCCCACAAAGUGCUCAACGCAAUGUUUCUGUUAGGUCAGCUACUGCGCCCACAAGGUUUGACAACCAAAGCAGAAACUCUAUUUGGCAUGUUAUUGAAACAGGUGGAGCUGACCUGUUUACAUCUGUCUUUAGUCAACAUAUUCUCCAGUCCAAAGGCUACAGAAGAAUCUAAGCAGAUUGGUAUUAAAGCAGACUGGCGAGGUCUAAUCAGUUGUGUAUACUCAACCCCUCUCAUCAACCUCUUAGUUUUCAGUGUCGGAGAAGGCUCACCACAGGCCACUGUGAAAGGGUGGCUGUGGGAUGUGCUGUUGCAACCUGUUAAGAGUAAGGGGCCUCUGCUAAAUGAAGACACUAUUGAUCAUAUCAAAACAAUUAUUUCCCAAAAGGGUAGUGAUGCAUGGUGGUAUAUGAAAGUAAAAGAAUUCCUUCCUGAGAAAUAUCGUGAUAAAGCAUCAGAUUAUGUGCAAGGAACUGAUACAAUGGAUGUUUGGUUUGAUUCAGGGGGUAGUGAUGGGAUUGCAAAUACCAAAUCGGUUUGAGUUCUAUUUUGCAUCCAUCUCUGAUUUGAGUUCACCUCUUCAACGACGAAGAAUCCAUCUCUUCAUUUUAAUCCAUCGCAGCUCCCUGUGACACACUUACCAACUCGGUUCACCUCUUUGCUUAGUAAAUAUGUAUUUGCAUAUUUGUUUUUUCUAUUUGUUAGUAUUGAUCAUCUAUUUUUAUUGUGUUUCUUUUUUGAAUCGGUUGUAAGUUACCCUGUCUGAGUACAUAUAAAUAGAAGGAAGAUGUCCCAAUCUGGAUGCCAUCCAGGUGUUUGUUGAAAGUCCCAAGUGAAAUUUUUUGUUAUUUUAGACAUCGUAUAGUAGCUAAGUUCAAU
This is a messenger RNA of Lactuca saligna, 1898 nucleotides long. NCBI's taxonomy places the organism in Eukaryota, Viridiplantae, Streptophyta, Magnoliopsida, Asterales, Asteraceae. The record is from the annotation of a GenBank genome assembly.